This is a messenger RNA of Ailuropoda melanoleuca (giant panda), 1314 nucleotides long. RefSeq names its product family with sequence similarity 221 member A (gene FAM221A). NCBI's taxonomy places the organism in Eukaryota, Metazoa, Chordata, Mammalia, Carnivora, Ursidae. Bases 62 to 958 code for a protein of 298 amino acids. The transcript has 7 exons. The record is from RefSeq and is a predicted model, not a curated record.
UCUCGCUCCUCCGAGGUCGGGAAUCCCCGCGCGGGGGGGGCUCCUCUCGCCUCCUGCGGCCAUGGAGCGGCUGACCUUGCCUUCCGGCGGCGCCGCGGCCGUGGACGAGUACCUGGAGUACCGGAGAAUUGUCGGUGAGGACGAUGGUGGGAAACUUUUUACUCCUGAAGAAUAUGAAGAAUACAAAAAAAAAGUAUUACCUAUGCGCUUACAGAACAGAUUAUUUGUGAGUUGGCGAUCACCAGCUGGAAUGGAUUGUAAGCUUGUGGGUCCAGAGACACUGUGUUUUUGUACACAUAGGUAUAAACAACAUAAAACUGACUUUGAAACGAUUCCGCAGCAGCGCCCCAUUAGUCUCCCUUGCCAAGUGAGCGGCUGCCCAUGCAGGGCUUACCUUUACAUCCCUCUGAACGGCGCGCGGCCCGUUCGCUGCAGGUGCAAGCACUUUGCCAAUCAGCACAGCGCUGCGCCCGGUUUCCUAUGCAAUGCCUGUUCCCAGUGUUCAGGAUUCCAUAGUUGCUUCACUUGUGCUUGUGGUCAGCCUGCAUAUGCUCAUGACACAGUCGUGGAAACUAAGCAAGAGAGACUGGCUCAGGGAAAGCCCGUGGGACAGGAUGUUCCCUGUGCAGCAAUGGGAGGCUUAACAGGCUUCAGCUCACUGGCGGAAGGCUACAUGCGAUUAGAUGACAGUGGGAUUGGUGCACCUUCAGUUGAAUUUUUAGACUCUCCAGUUACAGCCAUGGACCACCCAUUUCUAAAAGCAUUUCAGGCAUCAUCUAGUUCUUCUCCAGAAACACUGACAGAUGUAGGUACAAGUAGUCAAGUUUCUUCCUUAAAGAGACCUGAAGAGGAUGAUAUGGCUUUCUUUGAAAGACGAUACCAAGAAAGGAUAAAAAUGGAAAAGGCUGCUAAGCAGAAAGGAAAAGCACCAUUGCCAUCAAGUACAAAACCUUCAUGAAGACUACUGGGAAAAUUAAAACCAUCAUUCAAAUAGGUCUUGUUUGUGUUUAUUUAAAUAUAAUAAUACAGUUUAUUUUCUCUCAAAUUAUUUACUUCUUUUACUAAGUAAAAAUGUCAUUUUGGUUGUUUCCUUAACUUAUUUAAACAAGUGAAAAUACUUUAUAUUACUUUUUUCAAAAUUCAUGAUUUAAUAUUUUGUAUAUACUUUUUAUCUCUCCUAACAAAUGAGGUUAUUUUCAUAUUAGUCAAAACCUGAAAAUACAGUAACUGUUUUCAGUCUGUCACAAUUUAACUUUUUGAGGCUAUUUAAAAAAAUUAAGUAUGUUAUUUUGGGUUUUGAACAAAUAUAUACGA